CACAUAUCUGUUCCAAUUCCAUACAAUUUUCAUCAAUAAUUCUUUUCUUUCCUCGUUCUUUACUCUUCUUAAAUCUAUGCAUAUUUAUAAUUAUAAAAUACAUACAUAUUUUUUUUCACUCUACUCAUCUCAAACUCGAAUCUAUCACAUAUCUGUUCCAAUUCCAUACAAUUUUCAUCAAUAAUUCUUUUCUUUCCUCGUUCUUUACUCUUCUUAAAUCUACGCACAUGCAUACAUCAUCCGAAUUUUGAUACGUGACACGAUCUCUCUUCGAUCAUUUUUAUUAUUUCGUCCCAUCCUAAUGUCCGAACCGUGCGGAACGCGAUUGUAUCACUGUUCGCCUGGAACCGGAAACCAAAGGAAGCGAAUCCACGCUCGGCCACGCUGCAUAGCGGAAAACCAAGCUCGGUUCACGCACGCGAGCCGCAUACCGAUCUCAACUUAAUUCAAGUGUCACGCGUCUGCGUUCGCGAACCCUUGCGUGGCCUCUCGUUUCUUCCUCCUUGAUUAACACUUCUGCUCUUUUCACGCUUAGAAUGUACUGUGCGCGCCGAUGGAACCGUUACCAGCCUUUUUCGAGACCAGUUCCUCGGCGACGCUCGGCCGCGAACCUUGAUCCACGCGAGGAAAAUCGACGAAUCGAAGGAACGAGCGCUCUGGACCGGUCUGGAUCGUUCAGUUUCGAUAUAACGACGCUCUCACGCGGACUAGUCGGAUUUUUUCCCCGGAUCAGUUGAUGAUGGCGAUCCUGUGAUCUGGUGCAGUGGUGACAUUUUUACUGGAAAUAGUGUUUCUCUAGUGUUCGGGAUACGUUCGAGAGGUUGAAGAGGAUCUUUCCAGAGAGAGAGAGAAAAGGAAAGAUAGCGAUUAUUCGAAGAGAGAGAUCUGGAAAAGGCAAAUAUGAAGAUCUUUUAUUGUUUUUUGGUGAUCGUGCUGUCUCGACAGACUCUUUGUGGAAUUCUAAGAAACCCACCUGCCUUCUCGAAGCCAGUUUACUCGGAUUCCUAUCUUCCUGCAGCUAUGCAAGUGAUAUUCCACGCUGUCGAGCAAUUGAAACUCCUCCAAUCAGAAGAGAUUAUACACAGCUCGACCAACACAGGAGAUCCCUCGACCUCGCCGAUCACCCUCCCGGAUCAAGAUCAACAAACAACCCCUCAAGAUGCUUCCACCUCGGUCACAAUAACUCAAGAGGAGUCGAACGCGGAGGAGGAAGAAUCCAAAGACUCGGAAGACUCGUCGAGAAACAAGGAGGAGCAAACAUCUCAACAAUGCCCGGGAAACAAACCGGAAGAGUCCAAGAUCGAGGAAGAAACGGAAGAAGCGAAGGUGGACGAGACAUCGACGGAGAAAGUGGAAGGGUCUAAAAUCGAAGACGCUUCCAAAGUUGAGGAGAUGUUAAGCGACAGUGUAGCGGAUGAAAAGGAACCGAGCGAAACAAAAAUGGACAAAAUGGAGGAAGGAACAUCGGGGAACGCGAAUGCGGAGGGCGCAACGGCGAAACCUGUGGAAUCGGCGGAAGAUCACACGGGAGUAGAAGAGUCGCCAGAGUUGAACGAGGAAACGCCAGAAACGAACUAUGCGACGCCGGAAACGAAUUACGAGAAACCGGAAGAGGUGCAUGCCGUGGAAGAAACGAAUCAAGAAGCGGACGAGGAAAAUCACGAAUGGAUUUCCUCGAUCGAUACGAGGGUGGAAGUGACGACAACAGCGUUGGCUAAUCCACCAGAUUCGGAUCGAGUAACGAUCAUUGGGAACGACGAGAAGAAGAAAGAGCCGACCAUCGACAGCGUGGUCCAAGGUGUCUACGAGAUCUUGAAACCUACCACGUCGAAAUUCGUCGAUGAAGAAUUGUUCGAGGAGCAUUCGAAGAGCAUCGUGGGAGUUUCGAUGGAGAAAAUGGAGAGGGCCGAGGAGGAGAGUGACGAGAAUAGGUUCACACGUCUAGGGGAGAAGGUGACCCAAGUUCCAAGGCCGAGUUUGACCAGCUACCUAAGACGUUCCAAAGUACCACCGAGUGCCACCCUUCAACAACUUGCAAAUCUUUACGACUCGUUGAGCAAGGAUGCUAGAAAACAGGGAUUUGGCAAAUAUACCGGAUAUUCCGACGAAGUUCUCAAUACUUUGGAAACUUCUGCCGAGGGUGGCAUAGGGCCACAGAUGAAGAAGAUUCUUUCCAAGGUGUUGGAACGAAACGAGUUGACGAGGGAAGACGCGAGAAUGAGGGCGUCACAGGCUGUUCGAGAUCUCGACAACCCUUCGAGCAUGCUCAACAAGGAUCUAAGAGCCGUGUUGCCUUUGCGUUACUCCCCGUAAUCCUAGAUAUUAGAUAUAAUCGAUUUCACACGCGUCCACGAUUAAUUCGAUACGUUGAUUUGGUUAAGGAUUUGUUAUCUUGAAGGGAAAAUUGAUAUUCCAGUAGCGUAGAGAUUUGAUCGAAUAAAGUGGAACGUCUGUGAUAAUAAUAAUAAUAUUGUUUUGAUUUGAAAAUUUUAAAUUAUGGAUUAUGGAUGGAAUUGGAAAUUGUUGAAAAUUUUAAAUAGAAUUAAGUAAUUAUUUGAAUUACCUGUUGAAAUUUAGAUUACACUUUCUUCAACGUUGAUUUCGAGCGUUGAUAAUAUACGGUGGAAAUAAAAUUAUUAUUUUCUUUCUGUAUAAUUAAUAAUUCAAUAAAACUUUUAUAC
This is a messenger RNA of Apis laboriosa (Himalayan honeybee), 2681 nucleotides long. RefSeq names its product cilia- and flagella-associated protein 251 (gene ImpE3). The transcript is spliced from 4 exons. The record is from RefSeq and is a predicted model, not a curated record. The coding region runs from base 901 to 2313 and encodes 470 amino acids. NCBI's taxonomy places the organism in Eukaryota, Metazoa, Arthropoda, Insecta, Hymenoptera, Apidae.